Molecule: messenger RNA, 3827 nt
Organism: Apodemus sylvaticus (European woodmouse)
Lineage: Eukaryota; Metazoa; Chordata; Mammalia; Rodentia; Muridae
Gene: Ranbp6
Product: RAN binding protein 6
Exons: 2
Coding region: 38-2785 (915 amino acids)
Biological process (GO): protein import into nucleus
Cellular component (GO): nucleus; cytoplasm
Molecular function (GO): nuclear import signal receptor activity; protein binding
Source: RefSeq, a predicted model, not a curated record
CCCUCCUUCCCUGUCGCGGUAGCUUUGACAGAGCGCGAUGGCGGCGGCCGGGUCUGCAGGGUUGCCGGCGACCGUGUCGGAAAAGCAGGAGUUUUACCAGCUUCUGAAGAACCUGAUCAAUCCAAGCUGUAUGGUGCGGAGGCAAGCCGAGGAGGUCUAUGAGAAUAUCUCAGGUCUGUGUAAGACUACAUUCCUCUUAGAUGCCGUCCGAAAUAGAAGAGCAGGUUAUGAGGUGAGACAAAUGGCCGCCGCACUGCUACGACGGCUUUUGUCCUCUGGGUUUGAGGAGGUCUAUCCAAACCUACCUUCUGAAGUGCAGAGGGAUGUCAAGAUUGAACUGAUACUGGCCGUUAAGUUAGAAACACAUGCUAGCAUGAGGAAAAAGCUAUGUGAUAUUUUUGCGGUGCUGGCCAGGAAUUUGAUAGAUGAGAAUGGCGUUAACCAUUGGCCAGAAGGUCUGAAAUUCCUCAUUGAUUCGAUUCACUCUAAAAAUGUGGUUCUGUGGGAAGUUGCACUUCACGUUUUCUGGCACUUUCCUGGGAUUUUUGGGAACCAAGAUCGUCACGAUUUGGAUAUCAUCAAGAGGUUGUUGGACCAAUGUAUUCAAGAUCAAGAGCAUCCAGCAAUCAGGACAUUAUCUGCUAGAGCUGCAGCUGCGUUUGUCCUUGCUAAUGAAAACAAUAUUGCUCUUUUCAAAGACUUUGCAGAUUUGCUUCCUGGAAUCUUACAGGCUGUGAAUGAUUCCUGCUACCAGGAUGAUGAUUCAGUGCUGGAAUCCCUUGUUGAGAUUGCAGAUACUGUACCUAAGUACUUGGGUCCCCAUUUAGAAGAUACUCUGCAGUUGAGCCUGAAGUUAUGUGGAGACUCUAGGCUUAGUAAUCUGCAACGCCAGCUGGCUCUAGAAGUAAUAGUGACCUUAUCUGAAACUGCAACUCCAAUGUUGAAAAAGCAUACGAAUAUUAUUGCACAGGCUGUGCCUCAUAUAUUAGCAAUGAUGGUUGAUCUUCAAGAUGAUGAUGACUGGGUAAAUGCUGAUGAAAUGGAAGAAGAUGAUUUUGACAGCAAUGCAGUUGCUGCCGAGAGUGCGCUAGACAGACUGGCUUGUGGACUUGGUGGAAAAGUUGUUUUGCCAAUGACCAAGGAGCAUAUCAUGCAGAUGCUUCAGAGCCACGACUGGAAAUGUCGACAUGCCGGAUUAAUGGCCUUAUCAGCCAUUGGAGAAGGUUGCCAUCAGCAAAUGGAACCAAUUCUAGAUGAAACAGUUAACUCAGUUUUACUUUUUCUUCAGGAUCCUCAUCCAAGGGUAAGGGCUGCUGCCUGUACUACACUUGGACAGAUGGCUACAGAUUUUGCACCUGGUUUCCAAAAGAAAUUCCACGAAAUAGUGAUUACAGCUUUGUUGAGAACCAUGGAAAACCAAGACACACAGGAUGUGGAGAACAUGAGCGAUGAUGAUGGCUGGCAGUUUGUAAACCUCGGAGACCAGCAAAGCUUCGGAAUCAAAACUUCAGGACUUGAAGCAAAAGCAACUGCUUGCCAGAUGUUGGUUUACUAUGCUAAGGAGUUAAGAGAAGGAUUUGUGGAAUACACAGAACAAGUUGUGAAGAUGAUGGUUCCUCUGCUGAAAUUUUAUUUUCAUGACAAUGUUCGAGUGGCAGCUGCAGAAGCCAUGCCCUUUCUCUUGGAAUGUGCAAGAAUCCGUGGCUCAGAGUAUCUUUCACAGAUGUGGCAGUUUAUAUGUGAUCCCUUAAUCAAGGCAAUUGGAACCGAACCUGAUACAGAUGUGCUCUCAGAAAUAAUGAAUUCUUUUGCCAAGUCCAUUGAGGUAAUGGGAGAUGGUUGUCUCAACGAUGAACACUUGGAAGAACUGGGAGGAAUUUUGAAGGCAAAGCUUGAAGGGCACUUUAAAAACCAAGAGUUACGGCAAGUAAAAAGGCAAGAAGAAAAUUAUGACCAACAGGUUGAAAUGUCUCUUCAGGAUGAGGAUGAAUGUGAUGUUUAUAUUCUGACCAAAGUAUCAGAUAUUUUGCACUCAUUAUUUAGCACUUACAAGGAAAAAAUUUUACCCUGGUUUGAACAGCUACUCCCAUUAAUUGUAAAUCUAAUUUGUUCAAGUAGGCCAUGGCCAGACAGACAGUGGGGGCUAUGCAUAUUUGAUGACAUCAUAGAGCACUGCAGUCCAACCUCAUUCAAAUAUGUUGAGUAUUUUCGGUGGCCGAUGCUUCUCAAUAUGCGAGACAACAACCCUGAGGUGAGGCAAGCCGCUGCGUACGGACUGGGAGUGAUGGCCCAGUUUGGUGGAGAUGAUUAUCGUUCUUUGUGUUCAGAAGCCGUUCCACUCUUGGUAAAAGUUAUUAAGUGUGCAAAUUCCAAAACCAAAAAAAAUGUGAUUGCUACAGAGAACUGUAUCUCAGCAAUCGGGAAGAUUAUGAAGUUUAAGCCCAACUGUGUAAACGUGGAUGAAGUUCUCCCACACUGGCUAUCUUGGCUUCCGCUGCAUGAAGAUAAGGAAGAAGCUAUUCAGACUUUGAAUUUUCUCUGUGACCUAAUUGAAAGUAACCACCCAGUUGUGAUUGGUCCGAAUAAUUCCAAUCUUCCCAAAAUCAUCAGUAUAAUUGCAGAAGGAAAACUUAAUGAAACGAUUAGCCAUGAAGACCCCUGUGCCAAACGCCUAGCUGAUGUUGUCCGUCAGAUACAGACUUCUGAAGAAUUAUGGUUGGAGUGCACAUCCCAACUCGAUGAUGAACAGCAGGAAGCUUUACAAGAGUUACUCAGUUUUGCUUGAAGCAGUUUAAUACCAUCUAUCAUAAAAGUAGCUACAAAGUGUUGUGAGUGGAUUCAUUACAAAUGAGAGAUAUACUAUUUCUCUUUGCUAAGCAGUUCAUACUUCCGUGUCUCUCCAGGAUUAGUGUUAAGGUCUUCUGUUUACUUUGCACGUGUCACCUCUUUAACUGUGGUUGUAGCUUAUGCUUCCAGUUGUCCUAGAGUUAUUUGUCACCUUCCCCCUAUUUAGUGUGAAAUGUAUAAAUUGUUAUUUGAACUAUUGAUGCUGGGCAGAGAGUAUACUUGGUGCCAAGAUGUCUUUGUUGUCACAAGAUGCAAAAAGCUCACAAAGAAAGGGAGAUUUCCAGGAUAAACAUUUCUGGAACUGAGGGUGAAGAACACAGUGGCAGACUUGUUCUUCUUUGGUAAUACUUCUGUUUUUACAGUGAGGGAAGGAUGCUAGAACUGAGCGUGUCAAGGUACUGCAGUGGAUGUAGGAGUUGUUUUUUACAAUAUAAAUGAAUGAAUCUUUUCAUAUGGUACUCCUGAAAAGUGGUUAUAGCACGUCUAAAUUCCAGUUCCUAAAGUGUCCAGCUGAGAGUUAGAAGAAUUUUUAAAUCUCCUUAACCAAACUGGUCUUAAAAAAUUAUCUAGAACUGAAACCUUCAUGGGCGUGGAGGAGGAAGUACUGAGGAGACAUUUAACAUUGAAAGCUUUUGACAGACUAUAACAGUGUAAUAAAUACUAAAUAGUGUUUGUGGGAGUCAGGUAUUGUUACAUGUUUUGGCCAAGUAUUAUUUUGUGUUUGUAUGUCAUAUCCCCGUUACCCCCAUUUCAAACAUUAAAGGAAACCCUUAUUCAGAAUGAGGGUUAAAUAGAGUUCUGUUUUGAAGCAGUUUCUAACAGAUUCUACAGAAACAGUGAAACAAAAUGUUAUCCUUAAACAUUAAAAAGAAAAGAGCUUUAAGACUAGUCAUAUAUCGGUGUAUGUAUAUUACAAAACAGCUAUCAAUUUAGGGUUAAUUAAAUGGAAUGUCUUUAAUGAUGAAGGGUUUUUUUUUUUU